Molecule: messenger RNA, 1092 nt
Organism: Guyanagaster necrorhizus
Lineage: Eukaryota; Fungi; Basidiomycota; Agaricomycetes; Agaricales; Physalacriaceae
Exons: 3
Coding region: 1-1092 (363 amino acids)
Biological process (GO): regulation of cell cycle
Cellular component (GO): nucleus
Source: RefSeq, a predicted model, not a curated record
AUGAUGCCUCCACCUGGUGCGUUCCCUCCCGGCCCUCCUAUACCUUCCCAUCCUGGACCAAGCAUAUCAACCUCGCAACAAAGGCCGACAUCGGAGCCACAGCGACAAGCCAGGCCGAAGCGGCUGAAGGCCCACACGGUGACGAGUAAAAGUUAUAGCAUCCCAAUGGUGCCGCGGGACAAGGGUGGUCGGCCGAUGCUACCCUUAAACGUGGGUAUUAUGACGGUUAUAUCUCUUGGAGAAGUCUGUAUGAGGGAGCAUUUCCAUACAGAGAGGUAUAUCUUCCCUGUUGGGUACGAAGUCACCCGACGAUAUCUUUCAACCAUCGAUCCCAACAUCGAAGUUGUCUAUCAUUGUACAAUUCUUGACGGAGGUGAUGGGCCUAAGUUUCAGAUCGUCCCCUCAGAUGUUGCCGAUAAGCCUGUCAUUGCAGGGACGGCGACUGGAGCAUGGUCGAGCAUCGUGAAACAGGCGAAUGCAAUCCGAAAUCGACAGCAUUCAAAUUCGGUGUCUGGACCGGAUUUCUUCGGGUUGGGGCAAAAUACUAUUAAGCACCUUAUCCAACAGCUGCCUAAUGCAGACAAGUUGAGCGACUAUGUAUGGCAGAAUUUCGUUGAGGGGGGGCCAUUAGGAGGCCGACACGCGGCAGUAAUACCUGCUCUGCCGGAAGAGUACGACUCCUCGGUUCCCAUAGGACCGUACUAUCCAUCUACGAGCGAGAAACUCCGACGAGAACAGUUGGCAGUACAAGCCGGACAACCUCGGAAGAGCCAUUACCCACCUCAUGUCAUGGCGCGUGCGGCACAGGAGGCCCAAAAUAAUGCCCGACAACAACAAGCUCAGCAACAAAACCACCCUUCUCCGCAGCCACAACCUAUUCCCCAACAACCACACCCGGCACCUCAACCACAACCCCAGCCGCCGCCGCCACCGCUUCACCCACAGCAUUUAGGGAUAUCCGAGAGCGCUGCUGAUGCUGCGACGUUUGCAAGUCUCAUCAGCGCCUAUGGGGCCGCACAGGCGGGGGGAGGACCUCCCCCUGCAGGUCUGAUGGCAGGUGGGCCUCCACCGAGUGGACCCCCACCUUCAUAG